CGGAAUAUCCUACAAACCAAUGAAGGAAGCUUUCGCUCGACCCUGGACUCAGCCGGUCAAGGAAAUAAGUAACUUUUGAUUAGCAUUUCGAUCGCUUGUGCUAUAAUUGUAUUCAAAUCAGGGUGCAAAUGCUCACCUUGGAGGAGCACGUCUAGUAUAGCAGUUGUCCUGUUCUCAUAUUCACUGGCUUCGCUCGCACGGUCGUUUUCGCGAUGGCUCCGAUGGGCAUCCGACUGUCGCCGCUCGGCAUAGCCGUGUUCUGCAUACUGGGAGUCGGUGUGAUCUAUCACCUAUACGCGGGAGUUUUGUCCAGCAGAUUCGCCUCGUUCAGACAGAAGACGACCGUGGAUCUGCGAGACCUGCUCGCGCUGUCCAUGGAUGCUGCGGUGCAGGGCGGACGGGAGGUGAAGAGGAUCAGGGAGGACAACACGCUGGAGGAGAAGUCAAAGGGCGAAACUAAAGAAGGUGCCAGUGAAAAGCUCACGCUGGGUGAUCUGAACUCCCACCGAAAGAUGUUCUACCUGAUCAAGAACACCUACCCUAAUAUACAGGUGAACUCAGAAGAACAUGCGAACGCAGAGGGUGAGGCCACUUUGUGGACACGCAUCAUCCCUGAAGAAAUUCUGGCCAAGAUCCCUGGGGAGAAGGAGGUUCCUGCAAACAAGAUCACAGUGUGGAUUGAUCCACUGGACGCCACUCAGGAAUACACAGAAAACCUCCGGAAGUAUGUCACCACCAUGGUGUGUGUGGCUGUGGAUGGGAGUCCUGUAAUAGGUGUGAUCCACAAACCCUUCACUGGGUACACAGCAUGGGGUUUUGUUGGAGAGGGAUCCAAUGUGGCACCUCGUUCUUCCUACAACACGAACUCUCCUACGGUGAUCGUCUCACGCUCUCACUCGGGCAAGGUGAAGAGCUUCGUUCAGGCUGCCUUUGGAAACAAUACGGAAAUAUUACCAGCAGGGGGUGCAGGAUACAAGGUACUGGCUCUUCUAGACUCCACUGAUAAGGAACAAGAGAUGGCCGAUAUGUACAUCCACGUGACGUACAUCAAAAAGUGGGAUAUCUGUGCAGGCGAUGCCAUCUUGAGGUCUCUUGGUGGUCAAAUGACAACUCUGAAAGGAGAGCAGAUUGAUUACUCGGGGUCAGAAGGAAACACGGGCGGCCUGCUGGCCAGCAUCAACACUGACCACAAGGGAUUGGUGAAAAGACUCCCUCCUUGGGAAUAGAACAAACAAUAAUAAAUCACCAUGUGGUCCUGUCCCCAACACUCCCAUUUUCUUCAGUUCCACACAGGUGUGUAGAAAUACGAGGAAAUGAGAUAAGCGUGCGGCACGAGAUGGCCGAUCCAACACCUGUAGCUCAAUUAAAUGUGUAAAGAAUACCCAAAGGAGUUCGAGAAGUGUUACCGGUUUUGUACAAAGGAAGCGUGCCUUUGGCUUGUACGGAUCAUUAGUGUGACACAUUUAAAGAAUGUUUAUGUGUAAAUGAACUAAAAGUGUGAGACUCGAAUCAUGAGGUCACUUUUUUUUUUUUUAUUAAUCUCCAAGGUGAACCAGUAGCUCUAUUUCUCGUUUGAUUUUUGAGGAUAUAGUUUCUAAACUUACUGGAAAAAAACAGGUUUCAAAUGGUUUUGGGUAAAGAUUUAACUGUGAAUCCAGAGAUAACUUGAAUAUGACGUCCUUGUGCGUAGCGCUACUUCGCAUAAUUGACUACAUCGUUCCCCUUGAUGCCGUUUUUCCGGUUUCUCUGUCAGAUAUCAAUUUGUAAAGUUUAUACUCUGAUACCUGAAUUGCUGUGUGAUUAGACUAAAGAGGUUUAAGCACCAUUUGUAAAUAAAACAUAUAAUAUAGUAUGUUCAGAUUGAAGUCUUGUUUCUAAGGAAAGUUGGAAGAUAAAAUGGAUUUAAUGGAGUAGAAACUCAGCAGUCAUCAUUCAGAUGUUGAUCUUUCGUAGGGUUUUUCACUGUGAUUGCCAAUUUAAAAAAAAAAAACAUUUUUGUAUGAGUAUUCAUACUCUUUCCAUGAUUGUUUGUUGAGUUCCUUUGGAUAGUCAUGUACUGUUUACGUUCUGACAACAACAUUGUGUGCAUGAAAAAAGAGAAUGGGGAAAAAAUCAAAUUCUGCAUGUGCCCUUUUACAGAUCUUGUCUGAGAUUUGAGGCAUGUUAUUUGGCAUCACAUUGAUUGACAUCAUCAUUCUGCCUUUAAUAAAUAAAUGUAUAUGGGUUUUAUAAAGA
This is a messenger RNA of Rhinichthys klamathensis goyatoka, 2235 nucleotides long. It is a transcript of the gene bpnt2, whose product is annotated as 3'(2'), 5'-bisphosphate nucleotidase 2. Gene Ontology annotation, cellular component: endomembrane system. NCBI's taxonomy places the organism in Eukaryota, Metazoa, Chordata, Actinopteri, Cypriniformes, Leuciscidae. The record is from RefSeq and is a predicted model, not a curated record. Bases 213 to 1226 code for a protein of 337 amino acids. The transcript has 5 exons. Gene Ontology annotation, molecular function: 3'-nucleotidase activity. Gene Ontology annotation, biological process: phosphatidylinositol phosphate biosynthetic process.